AUCGUCCGAGACAUUCUCUUUCUCUGAAGAUAUAUAUCAUUCCUUUUGUCCAACUUGCAUUCACUGUAAACACUUUACCAUCAACAUAUCAUCAAAGGGGAACCAUCAAAAAUGACUACCGUCGAAACCCAGCUCCAGGGGGUCUCCAUCCUCGGAUCCGUCAACAACGAACACCGCAAGAUCCUCACCAAGGACGCCGUCGCUUUCUUGGCUCUCUUGCAUCGCACCUUCAACAGCACCCGCAAGGCUCUGCUCGAACGACGAAUUGUCCGCCAGGCAGAGAUUGACCGCGGUCUCCUUUUGGAUUUCUUGCCGGAGACUAAACAUAUUCGUGAAAAUGAUGCUUGGAAGGGAGCUCCCCCGGCCCCCGGCUUGGUGGAUCGUCGUGUUGAGAUUACGGGGCCGACAGACCGGAAGAUGGUGGUGAAUGCAUUGAAUUCGGAUGUCUGGACCUAUAUGGCUGAUUUUGAGGACUCCUCGGCUCCCACGUGGGAGAAUAUGAUCAACGGCCAGGUGAACCUCUACGAUGCUAUCCGUCGUCAAGUCGACUUCAAGCAAGGAAACAAAGAGUACAAACUCCGCACAGACCGAACACUGCCCACACUGAUUGCUCGUGCUCGUGGCUGGCAUUUGGAAGAGAAACACUUCACCGUCGAUGGCGAGCCCAUUUCGGGUUCUCUGUUCGACUUUGGUCUCUACUUCUUCCACAACGCCCGCGAACUCAUUAGCCGAGGCACCGGCCCAUACUUUUAUCUUCCCAAGAUGGAGUCUCACUUGGAGGCUCGUCUGUGGAAUGACGUCUUCAACUUGGCACAGGACUAUAUCGGUCUACCACGCGGGACGAUCCGUGCCACAGUCUUGAUUGAGACUAUCACCGCUGCGUUUGAGAUGGAUGAGAUUAUCUACGAGCUUCGAGACCACAGUUCCGGUCUCAACUGUGGUCGAUGGGAUUAUAUUUUCUCCUUCAUCAAGAAGUUCCGUCAGAAUCCCAACUUUGUCCUCCCCGAUCGUUCUGCCGUUACCAUGACUGUGCCGUUUAUGGAUGCAUAUGUCCGUCUUCUUAUCAAGACUUGCCAUCGCCGUGGCGUUCAUGCCAUGGGUGGUAUGGCUGCACAGAUUCCUAUCAAGGAUGAUCCACAAGCAAAUGAUGUCGCUAUGGAGAAUGUCCGUAAAGAUAAGCUUCGUGAAGUCCGUGCUGGUCACGACGGAACAUGGGUUGCUCACCCUGCGUUGGCCAGCAUUGCUUCCGAGGUCUUUAACAAGUAUAUGCCUACUCCCAACCAGCUGUUCAACCGCCGGGAAGAUGUCCAUGUCACCGCAAAUGACCUCUUGAACACCAACGUGCCUGGCUCUAUUACCGAGGAUGGAAUCAGAAAGAACCUCAACAUUGGUCUGGGUUAUAUGGAAGGAUGGCUCCGAGGUGUCGGCUGUAUUCCUAUCAACUAUCUUAUGGAAGACGCCGCCACCGCAGAAGUCUCCCGCAGCCAACUCUGGCAAUGGGUCCGCCACAACGUCACCACCGCAGAAGGCAAACGUAUCGACAAGGCAUACGCCCUCCGCCUCCUCCAAGAACAAGCCGAAUCACUCGCCUCAAAGGCACCCAAGGGAAAUAAAUACCAGCUUGCAGCUAGAUAUUUCGCUUCUCAGGUUACGGGUGAAGAUUAUGCGGAUUUCUUGACUUCCUUGCUCUAUAAUGAGAUUUCCUCACCUGGAAAUGCUGCUAAGCUUUGAUUUGGGGAAUAGCAAUUAACGGUUUUUGGAAAGGCGUCUUGAUGUGUCCAUGUAUAUAAGUUUUGAUAUAUGUUAUAAUUCUCCUGGUUAGGUUCAAUUGAACUGUCAUCCUGACUUUGACGUUCCUU
Molecule: messenger RNA, 1859 nt
Organism: Talaromyces stipitatus ATCC 10500
Lineage: Eukaryota; Fungi; Ascomycota; Eurotiomycetes; Eurotiales; Trichocomaceae
Product: malate synthase AcuE
Exons: 3
Coding region: 112-1731 (539 amino acids)
Biological process (GO): glyoxylate cycle
Cellular component (GO): cytoplasm; peroxisomal matrix
Molecular function (GO): malate synthase activity
Source: RefSeq, a predicted model, not a curated record